ACGUGACUUGCGGAAGUGACGAGCCCUGUGCUACAACAAAACAGUUCAGCCGUUAUCCACAAAUGGAUACAGGUGAGACAUUUUAUGUUGAACUUGCAUGUUGAUUGCUCAGACGACGACGAAGAAGAAAACAUCGGAGCCAAAACAGACAUUGAUGCAGUCGGAAGCUAACGUUUGCAUGUCAGAGCCUCUGCGUGUUAAGAUCUGUAACCUUAGCAGCUAGUUAGCUUACAACAGCUACCAUUGGACGGUCAUCGAUGGCUUCAAAGUAAGCCCUGCCUUUUUACAUGAAACUUGGACGUUCUCACAGUCAUUCACUGCACUUUGUAGUCCUGUAACCUAAUUUGUAAAUCAUGUCGAAAAUUGAGCGUCUGAACGCCCGUGUGGCGAAGCUGCUGACGGUGGCGGUGCAUGAGGUUCUGGAGGUGGUGAAAGAGACUGUGUCUGAGUACCAGGAGAAAACAGCCAGAACUCAGAGAGAGAACUUGAGUCUGAGGAGGAGACUACAGGAACUUCAGGAAAAGAUGAAGAGCGAGAACACAGCUCAACAGUCUGCCCCUGCUCCCACAGCCAUUUCAGGUAAAACCGAGCAGGAGGAGGGAAGCGAGGGCAGCCCCUGGCCGCAGGACCCAGAGUCUACACAGUACGAGGACAAACCAUUGCUCACCCAGAAACCGUGGAGGAGACUGGAGAUCGAGUACAACAACUCACUGGAGCUAGACCACUUGGAGGACUCUGAGACUGAGUGUAAUGUCACACUAACGUUAGCCGAGCGUAGCGGAGCGCCUCCCCAGAGGUUGUCACAGGUGACAGAGGCAGCCCUGACUGUACACAUGCCUCAUUCUCUGUGUGACGCCGACCUAGACUCCAUGCACACUGGACAUAUGUCCUCCAACAUGUUACCCCUAAGCCAUCCCAGCUCUCCUCCUCACCCAGGUCUGUUCUCGGGUGAAAUCAAAACCGAACCUGAGCACUUGGAAUAUUCCUCUGCCCCCCAAGAGACCCCAGACCAGAACCCAUUUUUUGAGUGCGAAGACUCGAAUAGUAGCGCAACACAUAAUCACAGUGCCCCGGAACCCAUGCAGAACAACCCGGAAAUGCACGGUGUAGUGCACUACAUCAACGCAGAAGGUCUAAACACCUUUGUGGACACGUUUCCCUUCACAUGUCACCCAGAGUUGGUCCAGGACGCCAGGCGACAAAAUAGGCCUCUGCUUAGGCGUGAGGAGAGCCACAGCUGCAUCCUGUGUGGGAAGACGUUCAGCCGGAUUGGGAAUCUUCGAAUCCACCAGCGCUGUCACACAGGGGAGAAACCCUACUGCUGCCUGCACUGUGGGAGACGCUUCAGUCACGCUGGGAACCUGCAGAAACACAAGAGGGUUCACACUGGGGAAAGACCGUAUGGCUGCCAACAGUGCGGCAAGACUUUCAGUCAGUCCAGUCACCUUAAGAAGCAUCAGAGAAUUCACGUUGUCAGGCAUCUUAGUGUUGAAUAAAGUUUCAGACUUUCAGAUUUAAUUGUCCUUGAAUCAAAAGUGAAGUGCAUUUGUUGAACUUUGGCCUGUUUGUAUGGAUGUUGGGGUGAUUUUUGUGCUGCACCCCCAAAGCAUAGUGUGCCACUUACUACAUGGUCACAAGGUAUAACGUAGACCACACUUUUUGAGAGUGAAAUUGGAGCUAGUUUGUGUAACAGCGUUGUCUGUCUCUCUCCAUGCUCGAACCAGGGACCCUCUGAACACAACUGUCUCCAAAGUAUCAUUAACUAUUGCUCCACAAAAGCUGCAGACUGGUGCACGCCGCUAACUAGCUAGCCAAAUUUUACAUUGGCUGCACUCAACCUACUUUGACCUCCACUGGACAAAGCCCAGCUGUGUGAUCCCGGUCAACAGCAUUCAUGUAACAGUGUUGCUUCCGUCCCUCUCCUUACUUGAACCAGGGACCCUAUGAACACACCAACAAACUGUCAUCCACAAAGCAUUGUUACCGGUCACUCCAUAAAAGCUCGGGCUUUUGCAGAGCAAGGGAAACCUCUACUUCAAAGUCUCAGAGCGGGUGACAUCUACUAGCGCGCACCACUAACUAGCUAGCCAUUUCACAUCGGUUAAACUGGGAUCAAACCAGCAACUGGCCUGUAGAGCCAACAACGUGACUGUGACUGCACUAACUGCAUUCCCAAUAGUCAACUCAUGGAAGUGUUUGUAAGAUCAUUACAAUGUGAGUUAUCUUAAUUGACAUAAUCAAGCAUGGAUCAAUACACGCUAUAUGGACUGACGGUGUGUAUGCAGCAUGUGUUUCAUAGAUAAGCUGUUCAAAUAAAUGUGUAAUUGGUU
Oncorhynchus kisutch (coho salmon) is the source of this 2330-nucleotide messenger RNA. RefSeq names its product zinc finger protein 135. The coding region runs from base 354 to 1496 and encodes 380 amino acids. Lineage: Eukaryota; Metazoa; Chordata; Actinopteri; Salmoniformes; Salmonidae. Gene Ontology annotation, molecular function: RNA polymerase II cis-regulatory region sequence-specific DNA binding; DNA-binding transcription factor activity, RNA polymerase II-specific. The record is from RefSeq and is a predicted model, not a curated record. Gene Ontology annotation, cellular component: nucleus. Gene Ontology annotation, biological process: regulation of transcription by RNA polymerase II. The transcript is spliced from 2 exons.